AUGAGUUGUAUAUUUUAUUUUUAUUUUAGUGGUUUAGCAUUAUUAGCAUUAGUAAAUACAUAUGCAGCUGCAGGAUUAGUAACAUGGGUCAUAAUUGAUGCUAUUCGUGGUCAAGUAUCAGUAUCUGGUGUAUGUGUUGGUCCUGUUAUUGGUUUAGUUGGUAUAAUACCAGCAUGUAGUUUUGUUCAACCUGGUUGGGCAUUAUUAUUUGGAAUAAUUCCAACAAUUAUUAUUUAUUUUCUUCUUCUAUAUAAACAUCAUUUGAUAUUUAAUGAUACUUUAGAUGUUGCUGUGGUUCACGGUUGCUGUUUUGCUUCUGUCUGUACUAUUGCAAUUCCUAUUUCAUUAAAAUAUACAAUUGGAAUUUGUUUAUUACCUAACGAAGAAUUGAAAGGACUUGAUUGGAUUGCUCAUGGUGAAAAAUGGUCACACAAUGAUAAACCAAGUCAAGCAUUAACAUCAACUGGAAUACCAAUGAAUAAACCUAAAUAUGCACCAUAUACAAUUCAAAAUAAUUGGAAACCAACCAGAAGUUCACCUCGUCCACGAUCGAUUCAGAAGCAAAAUAGUUUAGUUAAACUUCGAUUAACUAUAACACAAAGUAGAUAUAAUGCAUCUCAAUCACAAUCCGACAAAAAUAUCCAACCAUCUUAUACAUAUAACUCAUCUUUACUAGUUUCAAUGCGAACUAAUUUUUUUUGGGUAGUAUUUAAAUGA
Adineta steineri is the source of this 717-nucleotide messenger RNA. The record is from the annotation of a GenBank genome assembly. NCBI's taxonomy places the organism in Eukaryota, Metazoa, Rotifera, Eurotatoria, Adinetida, Adinetidae.